Molecule: messenger RNA, 870 nt
Organism: Sorghum bicolor (sorghum)
Lineage: Eukaryota; Viridiplantae; Streptophyta; Magnoliopsida; Poales; Poaceae
Product: putative E3 ubiquitin-protein ligase SINA-like 6
Exons: 5
Coding region: 1-870 (289 amino acids)
Molecular function (GO): zinc ion binding
Source: RefSeq, a predicted model, not a curated record
AUGGAAUCAUUUAUGUGCAAGUCUGACAUGGCCGCGCGGUACAGCAGCGCAAACUGUUUAGAUGUUAAGCUAGUGAUGGAGCUAAAAGGGGAAACUAAGUUGGAGGGAGUGAGAAUGGCAAUGGGUGCCUUUGACUGCCCCAUCUGCUAUGAGCCCCUCAUGCCUCCGAUUUAUCAGUGUGGUGUGGGGCACCUGAUCUGCAAUUCAUGCUGCAUCAGGCUCAACAAAUGCCCCCUAUGCCCAAAGUCUGCCUUCGAGCGCUGCUUUGGCAUGGAGCGCGUUGUUGAAUCCAUUGAGGUUCCUUGUUGCUUCGCUGAGAACGGAUGCACCAAGAAGAUGGCCUACUUCAACAAGAAAAAGCACGAGAAGGCGUGCAAACACGGGCCAUGCUUCUGCCCGGAGCCCGGCUGUGGCUUCUCAGGGCCGGCGGCGAAGCUGCCAGACCAUUUCACCGACUGCCACAAGUGGCCAAAUACGGCGUUCAAGUACUACGUGCAGUUUGGCCUCCGUCUCCAGCCGGGCCCGCACGUCCUCCGUGCCCAGGACGGCACCGUCUUCCUCAUGAACGUGGUGGCAGCGGAACCCCUCGGGCACGCCAUCUCCCUCGUCUGCGUCCAGCCGGAGGCCACGAACUCCCCGUUCGGCUGCUCCAAGGUGUUCUCGUGCUUCACUGACCACUGUCAGAUCUCGACAGUGGCCACUGUGAGGUGCUCGUCGCUGGCUGAUGGUCCGCCAAAGGAUGCGUUCUGCGUGGUGCCCAAGGCAUCUGGAGGACAAGCCCUGGCCAAGGAGCUGGUGACCGGCAGCUCCGCGUCCGGGGUGGCGAGGUCAUCUUCGAACUGGCACCCCUCGUCGAUCCCUAAAUCCUAA